Molecule: messenger RNA, 1827 nt
Organism: Penicillium soppii
Lineage: Eukaryota; Fungi; Ascomycota; Eurotiomycetes; Eurotiales; Aspergillaceae
Product: methylenetetrahydrofolate reductase (NAD(P)H) MET13
Exons: 1
Coding region: 1-1827 (608 amino acids)
Biological process (GO): tetrahydrofolate interconversion
Cellular component (GO): cytosol
Molecular function (GO): methylenetetrahydrofolate reductase [NAD(P)H] activity; FAD binding
Source: RefSeq, a predicted model, not a curated record
AUGCAUAUCCGAGAGAAACUUGCGAAGAAUGAGGCGGAAGGAAAGACUGGAAUUUCUUUUGAGUUCUUCCCUCCCAAAACCGCCCAGGGUGUACAGAAUCUCUAUGACCGAAUGGACCGUAUGCAUGGAAUGGGCCCGUCCUUCAUCGAUAUCACCUGGGGUGCUGGCGGUCGCUUAUCGGAUCUGACUUGCGAGAUGGUCAGCGUAGCACAAUCGGUGUAUGGAUUGGAGACAUGCAUGCACUUGACAUGCACGGAUAUGCCUCUGGAAAAGGUCGACCAAGCUCUUCAAUCUGCCUACAAAGCCGGCUGCACCAAUAUUCUGGCUCUCCGAGGAGACCCUCCCCGAGACAAGGAAACAUGGGAAGCUUCCGACAAUGGAUUCCGUUAUGCGAAGGACCUGGUAAAAUACAUCCGUGAUAAGUAUGGCAACCACUUCGAUAUUGGUGUUGGUGGCUAUCCCGAGGGUGCUGAUGAUAACGCCGACGUGGACCAAUUGAUCGACCACUUGAAGGAGAAGGUGGAUGCAGGCAGCACUUUCGUGGUAACCCAAAUGUUUUACGAUGUGGAAAACUUCAUCGAAUGGGUCAACAAGUGCCGUGCGAAGGGAAUCACUGUUCCCAUCAUUCCUGGUAUCAUGCCUAUCCAGACCUAUGCUGCGUUCAUUCGUCGAUCCACAUGGACUAAGAUCCGAGUCCCCCCUCAAUGGAUGGAAGCUCUCGAGCCGGUCAAGAACGAUGAUUCCGCGGUCCGAGAUAUCGGAAAGAGUCUAAUCGCCGAGAUGUGCAGACAGCUGCUCGCUGCCGGCAUCAAGCACCUGCAUUUCUAUACCAUGAACCUGGCUCAAGCGACUCGCUUGGUUCUCGAGGAGCUUGAUCUUUGCCCCUCCGAUGAUUCCCCUAUUCAGCGUGCCCUGCCUUGGCGGCCAUCCCUUGGUCUCGGCCGCAGGUCAGAGGAUGUGCGGCCAGUGUUCUGGCGCAACCGAAACUCAUCGUACGUUGCUCGUACCCAGACAUGGGAUGAAUAUCCCAACGGUCGCUGGACCGAUUCUCGCUCACCCGCGUUCGGUGAACUGGACGCAUAUGGUGUGGGCCUGAAGGGCACGAACGAGCAGAACAUCAAACUGUGGGGCGAGCCAAAGUCAAUUAAAGAACUAUCCGAAAUCUUUGUUCGUUUCUUGACCGGCAAGCUUGACCGCCUGCCUUGGAGUGACUCGCCAAUCACAACAGAGGCCAAUGACAUCCAGGAGGACUUGCUCGCCCUCAACCAGCGGGGUUUCCUGACAAUCAACUCUCAGCCUGCUGUCAACGGAGUCAAGUCCUCGCACCCCGUCUACGGAUGGGGCCCCAAGAACGGUUUCGUUUACCAAAAGGCCUACUUGGAGCUUCUGGUUCCCUCAAACUUGAUUGAUGAGCUCAUUAUCCGUAUCGAAAAGAACGAUGACUUGACAUACCACGCCACCAACAAGAAGGGUGAGCUCAAGACAAACACUCUUGACAGCCCCAAUGCCCUGACAUGGGGUAUCUUUGCGGGACGGGAGAUCAUUCAGCCCACCAUUGUCGAGACAGUCAGUUUCUUGGCCUGGAAGGAUGAAGCCUACCUCCUGGGAGAGCAAUGGUCCAAGUGUCAUGAGGCAGCAAGCCCUAGUCGCAAGCUGAUCCAAGGCGUGAUGGACGACUGGUACCUCGUCAAUAUCGUCGACAACGACUUCCACAGAUCUAACGGUGUCUUUGAAUUGUUCAACGGCCUUGAAAUCAAAGAUCUCAACGUCGAAGUGAAGCCCAUGGCCAACGGCACAACUGAACAAAACGGAGUUGCCGCCAAUUAA